This is a messenger RNA of Camellia sinensis, 3493 nucleotides long. RefSeq lists its product as uncharacterized. NCBI's taxonomy places the organism in Eukaryota, Viridiplantae, Streptophyta, Magnoliopsida, Ericales, Theaceae. Gene Ontology annotation, biological process: protein phosphorylation. The record is from RefSeq and is a predicted model, not a curated record. Gene Ontology annotation, molecular function: ATP binding; protein binding; protein kinase activity.
AUAAACCAAAAGCAAUUUUAAAAAAGAAAUUAUACCCAAUGCCAUUCCCAUAUCAAAAGCAUCCAAAGACUCUCUCUUUCUCUCUCUCUCUUCCUCUGUGUCUCUGGCAGCUCAGUUGAAUUCUUUAAAAUCACCACCUUCUGAGUUCAACAAAUCUUCCAUUAAUGGCUGCUUCUGAACCUAUUAUGAGGCUUCUCUUCAUCUUCUCUCUCCUCUUCAUCUUCCUCACACCUUCUCAUUCAAUUCCUCUGCACAAUCUGUAUCUUAAAAGGCAAGCUUCAAUCCUUGUUUCUCUCAAACAAUCAUUUGAACCUCCAAUCUCUUGUCUGAAUACCUGGAAUGUCUCAAAUUACAUGUCUCUCUGUUCUUGGACUGGCAUCAAAUGUGAUACCAACAACAGAUCAAUUGUUUCGCUCGACAUAUCUAAUUACAACAUCUCCGGCUCUGUUUCCCCUGCCAUCACCGAUCUUCGCACCCUCGUGAAUCUUUCUCUCUCCGGGAACAGUUUCUCCGGAACUUUCCCACCUCGAAUUCACAAGCUAAGAAGCCUUCAAUUCCUCAACAUUUCAAACAACAUGUUCAAUGGAAGUCUGAACUGGCAAUUCUCUCUGUUGAAAGAGCUGUUGGUGCUCGAUGCUUACAACAACGCCUUCUCUGGCUCGCUUCCAUUGGGCGUCACCGAGCUUCGGAAUCUGAUGCAUUUGGAUUUUGGCGGGAAUUACUUUUCCGGGGAAAUCCCACCUAGCUAUGGAAGCCUGGAAAAGCUCGAUUUUCUCUCCCUCGCGGGGAACGAUUUGGUUGGUUUCAUACCCAGUCAGCUUGGCAACCUUACUAAUCUGAAGAAGCUUCAAUUGGGUUACUUCAAUCAGUUUGAAGGUGGAAUCCCAUCUGAGCUUGGUAAUCUGAUCAACUUGGUUCAUCUAGACCUUUCCAGUUGCGGCUUGAAAGGUCCGAUUCCACCCGAAUUGGGAAAUCUUAACAAUCUUGACACUUUGUUUCUACAAACAAAUCAACUUUCCGGUUCAAUCCCUGCCCAGUUAGGCAAUCUAACAAGCUUAAAGACUCUUGAUCUUUCGAUCAACGGACUCACAGGCGAAAUCCCAGUCGAGUUUGUGGCCCUCCACGAGCUCACCCUCUUGAACCUGUUCAUCAACAAGUUUCAUGGGGAGAUUCCUCGAGCCAUCGCCGAGCUGCCCAAUUUGGAAGUCCUGAACCUCUGGCAAAACAAUUUCAUCGGUUCAAUCCCAUCGGAGCUUGGACAGAACGGUAAAUUGAUAGAACUCGAUCUUUCGACUAAUAAGCUCACUGGAUUACUGCCCAAAUUUCUUUGUUCUGGAAGGAAGCUAAAAAUCUUGAUCCUGCUCAACAAUUUUUUGUUUGGGCCUCUACCCGAUGACUUGGGAAAAUGCGAUUCACUCUCGAGAGUUAGGCUGGGGCAGAAUUAUCUGAAUGGGUCGAUACCAAACGGGUUUUUGUACUUGCCUGAGCUGUCACUCAUGGAAUUGCAUAACAAUUACCUCACUGGACAAUUUGAGGAAGAGAGAAGCAAGGUGGCUUCAAAACUUACCCAGCUGAAUCUAUCGAAUAAUCGCUUAUCGGGUUCCCUUCCUAGUUCUAUUGGAAAUUUCUCAAGCUUGAAUAUUCUUCUGUUGAAUGGGAACCGAUUCACAGGAGAAAUUCCAUCCGAUACAGGGCGGUUGAAGAACAUUUUAAAGUUAGAUAUGAGCAGAAACAAUUUCUCUGGUGGAAUUCCUCCUGAGAUUGGUAAUUGUCUCUUGCUAACUUACUUGGAUUUGAGCCAAAACCAACUCUCAGGUCCAAUAUCAGUUCAAAUUUCUCAAAUUCAUAUACUGAAUUAUCUCAACAUUUCUUGGAACCAAUUGAACCAGAGCCUUCCCAAGGAAAUUGGGUCCAUGAAGAGCCUAACAUCAGCAGAUUUCUCCCACAACAACUUCUCUGGCUCGAUACCCCAAACCGGACAAUAUUCAGUCUUCAAUUCAACUUCCUUUGUCGGCAACCCUCUUCUCUGCGGAUCAUACUCAAACCCGUGCAACGAUUCAUCAACCCCACUGCCACAAGUCAUCGACCAAAACGACAAAAAAUCAAAAGUCUCUGGAAAAUACAAGCUCGUUUUCGCUCUGGGACUUCUAGCAUGUUCAUUAUUGUUUGCUGUAUUGGCAAUCGUCAAAUCCCGAAAGUCACGAAAGAAUCCGAAUUCAUGGAAGCUGACAGCGUUUCAAAAACUCGGAUUUGGAAGCAAGGACAUAUUGGAAUGCUUGAAAGACAACAACGUGAUCGGGAAAGGUGGAGCGGGGAUUGUUUACAGAGGAACAAUGCCAAACGGAGAGGAAGUGGCAGUGAAGAAGCUGCUGGGGAUAGGGAAAGGCUCGUCUCAUGACAAUGGUCUCUCCGCGGAGAUUCAAACACUGGGUCAGAUUCGACAUAGGAAUAUUGUUCGAUUGCUGGGAUUUUGUUCGAACAGAGAGACUAAUUUGCUGGUUUACGAGUACCUGCCAAAUGGGAGUUUAGGGGAGGUGCUUCAUGGGAAGAGAGGAGCGUAUCUGAGGUGGGAGACGAGGGUGAAAAUAGCGGUGGAGGCAGCGAAAGGGCUGAGUUACUUGCACCAUGAUUGUAGUCCAUUGAUAAUUCAUAGAGAUGUGAAGUCAAACAAUAUAUUGCUGGACUCAGAGUUUGAAGCUCAUGUUGCUGAUUUUGGACUAGCCAAGUUCUUGCAGGACACUGGAACUUCAGAGUGCAUGUCUGCAAUUGCUGGUUCAUAUGGAUAUAUUGCUCCAGAGUAUGCAUACACAUUGAAAGUAGAUGAAAAAAGUGACGUUUACAGCUUUGGGGUGGUACUUCUAGAGCUCAUAACAGGCCGAAGACCAGUGGGUGAUUUCGGAGAAGAAGGGUUGGACAUCGUUCAAUGGACCAAGAUCGAAACGAAUUGGAACAGAGAAGGGGUGGUAAAGAUCCUAGAUGAGAGACUGAAAAAUGUUCCAUUAGAAGAAGCAAUGCAAGUCUUCUUUGUUGCAAUGUUGUGUGUUCAUGAGCGCAGUGUAGAGAGACCAACCAUGAAGGAAGUUGUCCAGAUGCUUGCUCAAGCUAAACAACCCAAUACCUUUCACUUGAAUUAGUGGUUUCAUCACUAGCAAACAAUACAUAUGUGUUGUGGCAAUUAUAUAUAUUAGAGGUCUGGGCACAUAAUAUGUAUUUGUGAAGCAGUUAGACAGAUUAUGACUGUUAUUAAGUUUGAAACAGUUAGAUCUGAAAUGGGUAUUUUGACAGUUUUCAGAAAGAAAAAAAAGAUGUGACAAAGUUUCAUUUUCUCGGUUGUACACUUUAUAUAUACAUAUAUUUGUUUGUGUGUGUAAUCCUCCAAUUCAGUAAUGGUUGAGGCUGAUUUAUACAGCUUAAGUUUUAGGGAUCAAGGAUAUUAUUGCAGAUAAAAAAUCGACAAUCUCAGUUUACAACAUAAAUUAAUGUUUCCUUUUUA